AUGGCGACAUCACUGAGUCCAUUCGUUUACUGGGGACAAUCAAAAGAGAAUAUUUCUUUGAAAGUUGACCUGAGAAGUGUGGAGAAUGUUGAGGUGUCUUUAACUGAGGAAGGUCUGGAUUUCAGUGCCCAGGGUCAAGGAAUAAAGGGCAUAAACAUCUAUAGCUUUCACCUGGACUUUUAUUUACGUGUCAACCCUGAGAAAAGUCGAUAUCGUAAAACUGACACUGCGGUGGAGUUUCAGAUAGAAAAAUCUGUACCUGAGACCUGGCCAAGACUUACUUCUGAGAGAACUAAACUCCAGUGGCUGAAGAUUGAUUUUGACAAAUUCAUGCAAGAUGAAUCUGAGCUUGAAGAUAAUAGUGACGACGCUGCAACAGAUAACUCACAGAAAGAGCUACUGGAAAAACUUGCACAAGAUAUCGAGACUGAUGAUUCAGAAGAUGGCCCAUCUUUGUCUCAGGUUUAUUUAUUUGUCUACAACUUGUUCCAGUUUGUGGGUUACACGUAUAUUUUGGCCAUUCUUAUCUACAACUACAUCAGAUAUGGACAGUCUGCCAAACAAGGAGCCUAUGAGAGUGUUGGCUCACAGAUGACAGUCUGUAAGAUUGUAUCAAUUCUUGAGAUCUUUCAUUCACUGUUUAAGUUGGUCAGGACAAAUUUGCAAGUAACAGUAGUACAGGUGGCAGGACAAAAUUUUAUACUGUUUUUCCUAGUGAUGCAGGAACCUAGACUGCAGAUCUCACCUUUGUGUUGGUACCUAUUUGUUGCAUGGUCAGCAAUAGAGGUUGUCAGGUACCCAUAUUACCUGUUGCAGUUGAUGAACAUAGAGCUGAAAUUUAUAACGUGGCUUCGAUAUACCUUGUGGAUGCCACUGUACCCUUUUGGAAUUCUGACAGAAGCCACCAUCACAUUUCAGUCCAUCACAUACUUCUCUGAGACCGGCUUUCUCAGUAUCACAUUACCAAACUCAGCAAACUUUGCUUUUUAUUUUCCAUAUUUCUUGAUGGUCUACCUAGUCCUGCUUUGUGUUGCUGGCAGUAGUAAUUUGAAGCACAUGCUUGCACAGCGACGUAAACAGUUGUCCGGUCGUGGGAAAGCAACAGCUUCAAAGAACAAGUCAUCUUGA
Molecule: messenger RNA, 1128 nt
Organism: Candidula unifasciata
Lineage: Eukaryota; Metazoa; Mollusca; Gastropoda; Stylommatophora; Geomitridae
Source: the annotation of a GenBank genome assembly